Tuber aestivum (summer truffle) is the source of this 1910-nucleotide messenger RNA. The record is from the annotation of a GenBank genome assembly. NCBI's taxonomy places the organism in Eukaryota, Fungi, Ascomycota, Pezizomycetes, Pezizales, Tuberaceae.
UUCGCUGAAACUCCCUUGAAUCGGGCCGCAAGUCUCCGGUUACGGCUCGCCUUGGAGUAUAAUGAAUGCUCCGCCACAUGCUCCCAAAUCCCCUUAGAGUUAAGCACUCCACUAGCAUAGUGGGCCGCAGGGGAGGAAGCAGAUGGCCCUGCCGAAUCCAGCGUUCGAAUAGUGCAAAAGGACCCUACAUCCCAUGCAAGUCUUAACGAUAUAAGUACCCAUAGGGUGCCCAUGAUAGGAUAUGGGUACGCUACAAGUACAGCACAGCAGGAUACGAAAGCAGGAGCAACCCGGAUACGAAUUCGAGUAUUAUAUAUUAUAGCCUCCCACCCCCAAGUCAGCGGAAAGAGAGAGAGAGAAAGAGAGAGAAAGUCAAUCAUCCUAGCACAGCUUUACCACCAGCACUUUCACAGAACCGAAGGGAAAAGAAAGAAAAAAAACCUCUUCCGAACCAAAUUUCCCAUCAACAAUUUCCACAAUGCCCGAAAAACUGAUUGAAGGUCACAACAUGACCUACUGGAACAGUCUCGACUGUGAUCUCGAUAUCUGUCCUCUGGAUGCUUCGUUCUGGGAUUACCGGCCCUCACUUGCCCUCAACAGUCUGCUGAUUGCACUUUUUGGCCUGUCUCUGCUCGCACACACCGCCCAAGGGAUCAAGUACAAGACAUGGGGUUUUUUGGUUUCAAUGAUAUUCGGUUGCGUUGGUAAGUCCCCUUUUUUUAUGCCCUCUCCCGGCCCCUCCCUCCCUCCCUCGUGCCAAGGGUUGAGGCUAACAGUGCGAAUAGCUGAAAUCGUCGGAUAUGGUGGGCGGAUAUGGGCUUACAAUGAUCCUUUUGGAAUGAACCCCGUAAGUUCACGAGCAACAUACUCAAAGCUUGAGCACAGCUAAUAGUCCUAGUUCCUUAUGCAAAUCUGCAGCUUGACCAUUGCCCCGGCCUUCCUAUGCGCAGGAAUCUACCUCUGUCUCUCUAGAAUGUUAGUCCGCCCGAGCCCUCCGAACUCUAAUGAAUGGCCAAGCUAACCCAUAACAAUAGUGUGAUGGUCUUCGGCGCCGAAACCUCCCGCAUCCCCCCAAAGGCUUACACAUACAUCUUUGUAACCUGCGACUUCAUCUCCCUCUGCCUACAGGGAGCGGGUGGUGGUAUAGCCUCCACCCUCUCACAGGACGAGAAGGACCCGGCACCGGGAAACAACAUCAUGCUGGCGGGUCUAGGUUUCCAGGUCUUCACGUUGGUCCUCUUCAUGUUGCUCUGCGCAGAGUACGCCUACCGCGUCAAGACGAGCAACCAAGAGUUUGACGUCACACACGCGAAGCUCCGCUCCUCCAAAAAGUUCCGCGCGUUCCUGAUUGCGCUCUCUCUGUCGACCGUUCUCAUCUUCAUCAGGAGUAUCUACAGGGUUAUUGAGAUGGCACAGGGGUGGGAUGGUGCCCUCACCAAGAACGAGACCUUGUUCUUCGUGCUCGAGGGGGUUAUGGUUGUCAUCGCAGUGCUCGUGUUGAAUGUUUUCCAUCCCGGGUGGUGCUUUAGGGAGGCGUAUGUGGAUAGAUUGGGAACCGAGAAGAACCUGGAAUCUGCGAGUGAGAGAGGGACAUGAUGGGGUUGAAGCAACCCUUGUCUUUUUUUUUUCUCCCUCUCUCGUAUCUCCGGCUGGUUAAGCACCCCCGACAGGCUUCUCAGUUUAUGUUUUUGGCUUUUUUUUAUUUUUAAUUCUUGUUUUAAAGGUUGACACUGACAUAUGGACUACUACUAUAAAUUUUCUCCUUUUCUCUUUUGUAUCAUGUCCUUUUGGAUUCGCUCCCGCAAAAAAUUAAGAACGGGGGGUUAGGUUAUGAAUUGUGGGUUUCUGUUUUGGAUAUGGUCCCUUCAUAUAAUACGAUAGUAUAGAUGAAUUCACCGGAAUUUUUCAAG